AUGGUUAACCUUUGUUUCUAUGUCGAACAAAUCGACAAAUUACAAAUCGUGCACUCAGAAAAAGACACUAGCCGUUUCCAAUGGCGGAUCGUACACCGUUGCCGCAUUGCAAAAUCAGUCAAUAGUCAAUACAAUGAAAGGUGUUGCACGACGCUAACGCUGCGUUGCGGUCGCGAUGAAGUAUACAACAUAGUCCUUGGAAACAUGCAAGUCAGCGGGUUAAAUCGUGCAAUUAUAGCAACGAGCCUACUAGGUGUGCUGGUGUCCACAUACGCACUGUAUGUGGGGCUAGCAGUGGAGGCGAAGCCAGGAUACAAAGCAUUUUGUGAUUUAUCUGAAUAUGCCAGUUGUUCAAAAGUUCUAACAUCUAAGUACGCAAAGGGAUUAGGUCUCGCAGCCUCGGAUUCUAUGUUUAAAAUACCCAAUUCUGCAAACGGAAUUAUUUUCUAUUGUAUUAUAAUAUUUUUAACUACCUUCGAUAAAAUUACUGCGGUGAAAAUACAAAUUGGUCUUUCGGUGGCAUCACUAGCAAUUUGCGUUUAUUUGGCAUAUCUAUUAAUGUUCGUGCUAAUAGAUUUUUGUUUGUUCACGCAUAGCAAGGAGAAGGAAGUAGGCUACUUUUAUUCUUGUUAUCCAAAACUCUACAGGUUGCGAAUUGGUCUAAGCUUUGAGCGAAGUGUGGCACUUGGUUUUUUUAAAUACCUACAUGGCUGUAAA
Molecule: messenger RNA, 717 nt
Organism: Brenthis ino (lesser marbled fritillary)
Lineage: Eukaryota; Metazoa; Arthropoda; Insecta; Lepidoptera; Nymphalidae
Source: the annotation of a GenBank genome assembly